Molecule: messenger RNA, 809 nt
Organism: Scheffersomyces amazonensis
Lineage: Eukaryota; Fungi; Ascomycota; Pichiomycetes; Serinales; Debaryomycetaceae
Exons: 1
Source: RefSeq, a predicted model, not a curated record
GACAAGUUAAUAGUAUGGACAUUGCACAACUCGAAAGCUUGCCCAAGGCUGAGCUAAUUCAGAAGUUGAUAGAAUUUGAACGAGCUUUAAGUGAGUUUCAAGAAUCUUCUAGAGAAUUAGAAAUAGCAUUGGAGCAAGAAUUAAAGAUUGUCGAAGAGGAGAAUGAACAUCUUCAUGAAGAUGUAACGAGAUUAAGUAAUGAAAAGAAUCAACUUGAACAAGAAAAUCAUAAAUUAAGUGCGACAAUUAUUGCGUAUGAAAUUUCUGCGGAUGAGUAUCAAUUAAAUGAGAGAUUAACUAAGGAAGAACUUCAUAGAAAUACUGAAGUAAGUAAUACUUAUUUAGAAAAAAUUGCUAUACUUGAUAAUGAUUAUGAACUUUUAAAAGAUGAAAAUUUAAUCCUACAACGGCGAAUUCAAGAAUUAGAGAAAGAAUUAGUUAAAGCUAAGAGACGACUGUAUUAUUUUAAUAGUACUUUAAGUAGUGUAUCGGAUGGAUUCGAAGAGAAUGAUAUUGAAGAUAAUGAAACUGAAACGAAUGAAACCACUCUUGAAUCAGUUAAAGAUGAUGAAGAAGAUACAGGAAAUGGAACUAUUAUAAGUAUAGGAGAAGCCUUACGUUCGGCACCUCCAUUCUUUAAACUGAUAUCCAAUCGGAAUCUCAGUAUUCAUCUCAAUCCCAACUCCAAUCCCAACUCCAGCUAUAAUCUUAAUCCCAAUAAACGUCGGUCACUUUCGGGCCGGAAGCAGAACCUAAGCUUUAGUUAUCAUGAUUAGUUAAUGACAUAAUGAAUAAUAGAUAGUAAGAAC